Suillus paluster is the source of this 1974-nucleotide messenger RNA. RefSeq lists its product as uncharacterized. Bases 1 to 1974 code for a protein of 657 amino acids. Lineage: Eukaryota; Fungi; Basidiomycota; Agaricomycetes; Boletales; Suillaceae. The transcript has 10 exons. The record is from RefSeq and is a predicted model, not a curated record.
AUGUCCCAGAUGCAGAUGGGAGUGCUGAUGCGCGAGCAGUGCGUUAUGCUCAAAACAUUUCUUCCCGGAUAUGUGCUCAUCAACUCGGGAACAGCGGAAGACAUAGCCAUUUUCUGGGAGUCUGUUUACUCCAAGUGGUUUGAAACCUGGCCUGAACAUGGUGCUAUUGAGUAUUGUCACUGGUUGACCCCCUUGUAUAUGACUUCUGACAAGGCAACUUUGCAUGCGUACUUUCCCAUCAGGAAGCCACGAAGGAACUGCGAACUCGCAACUCGGCCUCGUGCACAAAUAGGAAAGACCAAGGUACUAUUAGGAAGAAUGAGGGUGCACAUAACAACAUUUGCCCAUGUUUUUGCUUACCUAUCUAAAUAUCAUUGUCCCCCAGACGCGUUAAUAAAAAGUAGGCCACACCAGAACAAGAGGAAUUCCUCCUCAGUCAUUUUCCGGAAUUCCUGCACACAUGCCUUGAACAAGCACUACAAGUAUUUUUUGAAGUGUGUCGAAGUUGAAUGGUUCCAAUGUUGGCCCAAGUGCAAGGUGUCGUUCCCAGAAUUGCCAGCUGAGCAUGUCUACACGACCAAAGAAGAGGAGCAAGUCAGGGAUAUGCUCACCAUGCAAAAUGAGCAUGUCGCUCAGGCUGCUGAAAGAGGGGUGUUUAAAUUUGACGCCAUGUUAGCUGGGGGCGUCAAUCUGAAAGGAACACACGCACCACAGAAAAUCGACAUAUAUUCCAACAAAUACUACGACAAAAAGAUCAAGCACGCUGCAGACAAUGCGAUCAAAAAUGAACACAUUACCAAUAGAGGUCCAAAGUUGAACAAACACUGCGAGAUCACGUGCCAUAUGUAUUCAGACGAAAGUGAAGUCAUCAAAGCCAAGAUUGACAAGAAGUACAAAACAAUAAAGGUGAGAUAUACAAAACAACAUGAACACCGAAAGUCAGAGCUAUUCAUGAGCUCAGGCCCCAUGCUCGAUCGAGUCCUCAAGUACCUUGGACAUAUGACUGGAGGGUGGAAGUUUAGCGUGUUGAUGGGGGGUCAUGAUCCUAGCACAGGUGAAGUGUCAGUGUUUAACUACCAUGUAGGAGAAGUCGAAAGUGGUGUACAGUUUGACCAAGUGUACGACAAGUUUGACGUCGUGCAGAGCGCCUUCCUAGAAUUUGUCAAAAAGUCUAUUGCAUUCGAGUCUACGUUAUCAUGGGAGUCUGAGUCGGAGUCAGAGUCAGAGUCAGACACUGGACUAUUGUUGUUAGACAUGGACUCUGACAAGGAGUGGGGAAAGAGCGGUGGUGAGGGUGGGCAUAGUCAACUGCAGGAGGAUCCUGGGAACUACCUCUAUCGCAUGACUCCUCAAUCUGAUGAAGGGGCCGAUCUAUUUCCCGCCAUUAUUAAUGCAUCACCAACUACCACCAGUGAUGCAUCAUUCAACGUUGAAGCCACGGGCCACCUCACAACAAUGGACCACAUGGACCUUUUAGUACUCAAUCCUUUUCUGAACGACCCCAUCAUACAGGGUAGUAUAGAUUUUUCAGCAUUUGAUCCAUCAGUGUUCUCAGCUGUGAUCAACGAUCCGACCUUCAACAUCAACAUGCUCGGUUCCCCUCAGGUGCCUCCCGUGAAUUCACAUUGGGAUGUCGAGGACAACCCAUAUUCGUCAACUCCACAGACUCAAGAGGUCUUUCUUCCAUCUGUACAUAGUGAGGAAGGAGAGGAUAGCAAUGACCUCAACAACUCACCUGCUGUUCCCCAAGCCAGGUGCAGAAAUCAUUUCGAUGGAACUCAAGUGCCUGCACCGUCUGCAGAAGCCCCACAUCUGCAUGCACAUAACACUGUCCCGUUCAAUCCACGUGAAUGCGACAAUGAGAUUGGUACCUCAACUGUUGCUGAGAAGGGUAAGCGGAAAAAUGCUGAAGGCAACUACAGUUCACACAAGUACACACAUUCGUUUUCUGUUUCAACAAAAAUAUUUUCUUGA